This is a messenger RNA of Penicillium olsonii, 2202 nucleotides long. The record is from the annotation of a GenBank genome assembly. Lineage: Eukaryota; Fungi; Ascomycota; Eurotiomycetes; Eurotiales; Aspergillaceae.
AUGAGUGGAAGACCCUCUCUAAAUAACUCCCUGCCACCCGAGCUUCAUCCAUCUGGCCGAAACGAAUACACCUCUUUCGCGGCCCGCGAAGACUUAGACACCUCGCCGUCUACGCCAUCCGAUGUGGCGACUCUCGAUACACCCACCAAUACUCGAGACCCCGGAAAACAUCGAACUGCAGACCAAUUUGCCAAUGCCAAAGUCGCCAUUCCACGACUCGAACUCCCAGCCAUAAGCCACAAUGGCCGAGUAAGUCGAGCAUGUCACAACUGUCGCAAGCAGAAGAACAAGUGUUCCGGUGAGCGACCGACGUGCCAGCGGUGUCAAGAGCUCAACAUCCCCUGCGUCUACGUCGACGGGAAGAGGGAGAGAAAUGCCAAGCAUCUCUCUUCCGUGACCAGUCAACUCGAACAAUAUGAAAACCUGGUACGCGACAUCUAUCCCAAGGUCGACCAUGAGGUUGCUCGGCUCGUCGACCAAGCCCUUGGAAAAAUCUCAGGCCUUUCUCUGUCAUCACCGACCGCAGCCAAUGCUCCAGACGACAACAUCUUAGAACACGCGGCGCCAGCUUCGAUUCCAUGUAUGGAGCACACACUCGAAGACUUCAACGGAGAUGCCUCAUUGCAAGCAACCGGGUUCUUAGGUGAACAUUCAGCAAGGGCAUGGCUCUAUAGACUCAAGCGCUUCGUUGCGUCGAGUACCGACGACAGUCAGCCGAAUCAACAAUCCCACCUGUCACUCGCUUCCUGUGGCUUUUUCCUCGACGACUCCACAAUGUCUUUGGGCAACGGCCCUGACUUGCUCGCAUAUCCAUCACAAGUGGUGGCCGAUCAACUCGUCGACCGAUAUUUCAAAGUCGCGCAUUCGGCUUUUCCUUUCAUUGGCAAAGAGAUCUUCCUCAGCCAGUGCCGAUCCUUCUUCUCGCAAUCGGCCACCAUGCAGCCUGGUGUCAAAUGGAUGGCUCUGUUGAAUAUUGUCUUUGCAAUCGCAGCAAAACACUCUGGAGUCACGGGGGACCAGGAGCGGCUCGAUCACAAUAAUGACAUUGUGUAUUUCUCUCGGGCUUGGAAGUUGAGCAUGAAUGACUCCGCGCUGCUGGAGCAUCCGAACCUACAGCAGACGCAGAUAGAAGGACUGUUCUCACUGUACUUCCUUUCCACCGGCCAGAUCAACAGGGCAUGGCGAAUGUGCGGUGUCGCGAUCCAAUCGGCCAUGGCUAUGGGAAUUCAUCUGCGCAGUGACAGCUCCAAUAUAACGUACGUCUCCAAAGAGAUCCGAUAUCGACUGUGGUGGGCAUUGUAUCUACUGGAUACUCAGGUCUGUGUCAUGACCGGACGCAUGCCCAGGAUGCAGCGAGAGCACUGCACCACCCCCUUGCCGGUACCCUACCCGGAGGAUAGCUUUUGGGACGAUCAAGUCGCAGCGAUUCUCCGAGACAGACAAGCCCGGGCGAGUCUCGUGGGCUCGUUUCUCUCUUCCAGCCCUUCCGCUCCAGUGAGCCAGUCUAAUCUGGGCUUGGGGGAUAGACCUCGGCUAUCGUCAGCCGGUCAACGGCUGCGCCCUCAAGUAUCUCCAUACUUACUCUACUCCAUCGAGCUGGCAACUGUGAUGAGGGCCGCAAUCGAGAUCCUAUACACUCCUGACGCGGCGAAGAAAUCUGGAAUGGAGAUCGCCCAGGCAAUGAAGUCUCUGGACCUGACAGCCGACAACUGGUUUGCCCGACUUCCUGCGGCAUAUCGGUUCGCGGACACUGGUGACGAGAUUGACGUUGCCCCCCAGCGUACGAGCCUGGCUUUUCAAUACCUCUCUACCAAGCUGGUCAUUUCCCAACCUGCUCUACGUCUAUAUACGGUCGAUGAAGACCCGUCCCAGUCUUUGAAUCACCAAAUGAGGACCAUCUGCUUCCACAUCGCCGCCCAGGUCGUGGACAUGCUGCCUGAUGAGCCUGAUGUGACCUGGCUCCUGGGCUGCUGCCCCUGGUGGUCCGCCCUCCACUACAUCACCCAAAGCAUUGUCGUCCUCAUCACCCAGUUGCUGAUGUGGAAUACGCCGCGGGGUGAAGUUCACGCCGACCCAUUAACCCGCAUCAAAAAGGUUCUCCGAUGGCUGAGUGAGUUGUCUACCCGGGAUCCCACCUUCGAACGUGCGUGGCUUAUCUUCACGGAGCUUCUGUCGUCCCAAGGAUUCAAUGUGUUGGUUUAA